This is a messenger RNA of Penicillium samsonianum, 1639 nucleotides long. RefSeq lists its product as uncharacterized. The record is from RefSeq and is a predicted model, not a curated record. The transcript is spliced from 3 exons. Bases 29 to 1501 code for a protein of 490 amino acids. NCBI's taxonomy places the organism in Eukaryota, Fungi, Ascomycota, Eurotiomycetes, Eurotiales, Aspergillaceae.
CUUUCUUUCCAUCAACGUUAUAUGCGCGAUGGCCACCAACCGCACUCUUUCGCUGUGUGCCGAUCCGAAACAUGUGUUCCAGUCCUUCGAUAAUCUCGGCAACUGUUACAACGCAGCUGGGGACACGUUAGGUUCUAAAUUCACUAAUGUUGUGGAAACAUGUUUGAACGAUUACUGCAAGAGCCCAUACCCUAAUCUAGGUGGCUGUGGGAAUUGGCAUGGCACGGCAUCCCUCCCAUUCGUGGUCAACACCACGAAGGGCAACCAGUACUUCUGGAACAAUGCUACCUGCGCCGGGGUCAGUGAUAAGGUAAAUGCGGAUAUUGGAGGACCUGGCGUCUUCGUGUCCUACUUGCUGCAACUAGGAAUAAUCUUUUAUUUUUGGUUCCUACUCCGCUCAUUUCGCCUCUUCCCACUCGUAACCUCCUUCUGCGCCAGAAGAAAGCAACCUUGCGACACAACGCCUCCCACAAACCAAACCAAUGGAAACAUCAUCCCCAAAAUCCGGCAUUUCUUCAACCAGCACGACCGCAUCACGAGGGUAAUCCUCGUCGAAUUUCAAGAAGCCCAAUGCUUCUUCAUGAUCGCCUCACAAGCCGCAAUUCUACUCGCCAAGAAGUCAACUACUAUCUUCCAAUCCAAUACCAUGCCCUCCCUCUGGGCAAACAACGGCGUUGCGGGAGUAGUCUCCAGCGCCGGCGUAUUGCCCAUUGUCAUGGGGAUGUGGAGUCUCCAGAAGAUGCACCUGACAGAGGCCUGGAUUUUCCUUCUGUCCGUCACAACCAUUAUCGUGUCUGAGUUCGCGUUGUACUGGACGCAUGAAACUCCAUCAGUUGGUCAAAUUAGUCCAUUUGACUAUAAUGGAUGGCCAGAAAGUUGUGGUGGGUAUGCGCCGCCAUUGAUUUACUGUACGGAUCCGAACGUGGAAUCAACCCUAAGGCUUCCGCUCCUCUUAUUCUGGGAGGUGCUCAAUCCUUAUUGUUUGAUUGUGUUUGGACUAGAUGUCAUCAUGUGGUUUUGGCCAUAUGCAGUUAGAAUGGUGAAUGUUGAGGACGUUUAUCAGAGGACUUGCGCUCGUCUGGGUCUCCGCAAUUUCCCAUCCGACGUUCGACGACUGCUCGCUUCAACUUGGGGCCAAUGGUUCAAGAAGUUACCUAGUUUGCUCACGCUCUGCGUUGAGUCGCUCUUUCUCGCAGCUGUAUUUUUGGAAUGUAUGUGUUUUGCCGAGUUCGGGCACCUCGGGGUAAUCGACUUUUCGGGUUGGGGGUUUGGCCAGAUUGUUGCGCUGGCUAUCUGGUUCCCUGUGGCCAGCAAAUAUGCCUACCUGAUUAUAUUUGGCACUGAGUCUUACUCGGAAGCUCGCAUGCCUGAGUCUGAUAACACAGGGAAUGAUAAAGGUACAACUAACAAAGACGCCGAUGAUGUUGAAUUGGCGGCUCUGCAGUCCUCCGACGUUAUUGAACACAAGGCCCAGGAUGGACACGAAGCCGGUCGACGAUGAAGCAGACCGGGAAGCUGGUUUGGAUCCUAUUUUGGCGAAUGUCAUAUGGGAUGCGACUAGAAAGAACUAUGAACCUCAUAAGAGAUUUGGAUUAAAUAAUGAAUUAAUACGAGGUUUAUGAAGCAACAUGGAAAACAA